GUGCCUUAACAUUAGGGUUCCGAGAAUUAAAGAUACGUGUCUGUAUUUAUCCCCGCCAUUAAAUUCAAGUCUCUCCGUGACUAGCGUUUGUGACAGUCGGCUUAAACUUAUUAUUAAGCAAUUUUUAUUGAAAUAAUAAAACUAUCUCGAAGAUGUUUCUAACACGUUCUGAAUACGAUCAUGGUGUUAAUACCUUCUCCCCAGAAGGGAGGUUAUUCCAAGUUGAAUACGCCAUAGAAGCUAUAAAACUUGGUUCCACUGCCAUUGGAAUUGCAACAUCAGAGGGUGUUGUUUUAGUUGUGGAGAAACGUAUCACUUCCAGUUUAAUGGAACCCACAACCGUGGAAAAGAUUGUAGAAAUUGAUAAGCAUAUUGGAUGCGCCGCAUCCGGCUUAAUAGCUGACUCUAGGACUAUGAUCGAUCGUGCUAGAGUAGAAUGUCAGAAUCACUGGUUCGUCUACAACGAGAGAAUGUCUGUGGAAUCAACGGCACAGGCUGUAUCUAACCUAGCUAUACAAUUUGGAGACAGUGACGACGAUGGUAGUGCCAUGUCAAGACCAUUUGGCGUAGCAAUGUUAUUCGCCGGUAUUGAUGAAAAAGGGCCUCAGUUGUAUCAUAUGGAUCCUUCUGGCACCUUUGUACAAUUUGAUGCUAAAGCUAUUGGAUCUGGAAGCGAAGGCGCGCAACAGAACCUCCAAGAAGUUUAUCAUAAGUCUAUGACACUUAAAGAAGCGAUAAAGGCAGCCUUGGUUAUAUUGAAGCAAGUUAUGGAAGAAAAACUAAGUGAUAACAAUAUAGAAGUAAUGACAAUGACACCCGAGCAACUGUUUCAUAUGUUUACAAAAGCUGAAUUACAGGAGGUGAUUACAGAUAUUGCUUAAAGUUUAGGGCACUUAAAACAUGUUGAUUUUAUUGACAUGAAUACGUAUAUUUAUAUAUAGCGGAUAUGUGCUACGCGGGAGUUGUAUAUCCGAAAAUUACACAUACGUUUUUCAUUUAAAGAAUAUGGAAUUUCUACACGAUGAAAGAUUUUGUAUUUUCACCUUUUUUCAAAUCACCUGCAAAGAUAGUAAAUUAUAUAUUAUAUCUUUAAUCUUA
Messenger RNA from Bombus pyrosoma, 1098 nucleotides. RefSeq names its product proteasome subunit alpha type-5 (gene Prosalpha5). The record is from RefSeq and is a predicted model, not a curated record. The transcript is spliced from 3 exons. NCBI's taxonomy places the organism in Eukaryota, Metazoa, Arthropoda, Insecta, Hymenoptera, Apidae. The coding region runs from base 153 to 881 and encodes 242 amino acids. Gene Ontology annotation, biological process: proteasome-mediated ubiquitin-dependent protein catabolic process. Gene Ontology annotation, cellular component: nucleus; proteasome core complex, alpha-subunit complex; proteasome core complex.